AUGGAUUUGAACCGGUCAAUAAUUCGUUCCGAGGUGAGACAAACGUUGGAGGAGUAUAUGCAGUCGAAUACCAAUAGAUCUGCAAAUGCAGGGGAAACAGGAAGACUGGAAGCUUCCCCACAGAACACAAGUACAAGUACAACUAGCCAACGGCUAAACUCUGAAAUUGGACAGGUUGUAAACCGUGCCAGGGAUAUUUUAAGAAGCAAUCGAUCGUCAUUCACACGAAAUGCCAGCACGUCGUUUCAGAAUGGCGCCACUAGCGCGUAUCCUAAAAGACCCCGAUUGUCGGGGGCUUCACGUUAUGGAAAUGUUCUUCCCAAAGAUGUGGUUAAAACGGUUGUGCUCUUGGAAAAUUCUGGUUCUUCAAACGAAUAUCUUUUAAAGAAUGAUACGAUAAUGUGCUAUGCUGAAGUGGAUUUUGUCACCACAGAUGACGAACGUCUCGUGCGAAAUAAAAUCGUCGGAGCGUUGAAGACACAAAGACCUGACAUUGCACCGGAUGAUUUUGAAUUUGUUAAAGUCCUCGGCAAAAGAGUCUCUACUCCUGUUGUAGCUGAUGGCUACAACUGGGAUUUUAAGCACGUUAAAAACUUAUGUGGUCAAGGCAAAUUGUAUGUCCGUCUUAACAAACAGCAAGAACAGGAACUGGAAAACAUUUCAGACACAUUUGAAGCCAUCCCUGUGGAAAGGCCUAGUACUAUUCUUGCAGAUAAUAGGGGCGUGUCGUCUGUGAAAGAACCUGCCUGUCAAUCUGAGACAGAUGACGAGAAUGGCAUAAGAUGUCUUCGUCAGAUGUUUCCACAACACGAUGAGGACUAUCUAAAAGAAAUAUUCAGUGGUUCUUUAGACCUUCCAGAUGCAAUUGAUGAAGUUUUGAAGAGUGAAAAGGAGCAAGGUUAAAAAUGUUUACUUUAUUUAAAGAAGUGUGGGUUUUGCAAAAAGAAGGUAGAUGACCUUUGGAAAAAUGAUAUGCCUAUUACUGUGUUACAGUUUGAUUUUUACGGUUUGAUUUUUAAGAAAUACAAUCUCGUUCCAAGAGCCCACGUGUCUUUUGAUCAGCACGAAGACAAAGAGCUCUGGAAUAAUCGAUUUCUAGUCCAAGGUUUUAGGACUUUUUCACAGCGCAUGCGUUGGCGCUGACCAAAAGACAUGUGGGCUCUGUGAGUGAGAUUGUAAGAAAUACGCAUGAACACUUAAAUCAGUUGAAAUGUUAUCUUUCAUUUUGAGAAAUGAGGGUGGUUACACACUUUGACUGGGUUUGAUAUAGGAGUUUCCAGGGUAUUACCACAUACAUGCCCCACAGUAUCACCAUAAAGCUUAGUGAUGAUACACAGGAUAGAAGAAAGCCGAAACAUUAUGUCUUUUUUAGCAGGUUCUCUU
Messenger RNA from Pocillopora damicornis (cauliflower coral), 1383 nucleotides. RefSeq lists its product as uncharacterized. Gene Ontology annotation, molecular function: ubiquitin-protein transferase activity. Lineage: Eukaryota; Metazoa; Cnidaria; Anthozoa; Scleractinia; Pocilloporidae. The record is from RefSeq and is a predicted model, not a curated record.